CCCCCACGAGUUUGUAGGUAGGUAGAUAGGUAGGUGAAGCGGAGUAGGUAGGUAGGUAUAAACGACGGCAGGCUAAACUGCGGGACAGCCGCGGAUGGUAGACCGUGUCGGGGUCGACGCUUUUCGUGAUGACGGGGACUCUAGCGCAUAUGGUCGGACUCUCUCGAGGUGAGGUAGUGGCAAUGACCGUUCUCUCCCGCGUUCUUCCUCGUCUCUCUCCCGAUCUUCUCCUCUUCCUUCUCCUCGCCCCCUCUUUCUUCUACCUGUUGCGGAGAUUCUGCCACUACCACCACCAUCACGACCACCACCAUCACAAAUAAUCAUCAUAGUUAGUUUCCUUCUUCUGCUCAUGUGUGUUGUCUUCCCUUACCCUGGCUGCUCUUCUCCCAUCUUCCCCACUACGACCUCGUUGUCGCCGUUCGCAGAUCGGCGGCGGAUGGUCGCUCGUACCGUCGACGGUGCUUCUUUUUUACCUCCAUUUUUUUUUAUUAUUAUUAUUUCUCUUUCCCGAUCAUUCCUCGGAUUCGUGAUGUUCAUUAGAGGAUAGCGAUGUUUUUCUGCAGUGGCGAUUUGACCAAAUGAACAAGACUGGAUCGUGGUUAACGAAGGCGAGCGCCGGUGGUCUUUUCGUGUUUUCGCGAUUUCAGAACAGCGAUGCGAUAAUUGGAAUAAUAAUACGGUUGAAGAUCGACUUGGCUCAAGGCUAUCUAAAUUUUUCAAACUACAUCAGAAAGGCGCGAUCGUGCAAGCGCGAGGGAUCUAUGAAAGGAAGAUCCACGUAAGGAGCCGCGAGUAGGAGGACGAUUGGUGGGGUUGAACCUCGAGGAUUGGCUAGGGGUUGCAGCUGGGGGAUGCGUCGGAGGGUGCCUUUGCAAGUAGGUAUAUAUACUCCUGUCGGCGGCUCAGCGGCCGAUCCGAACUACUGAAACGUUCGCCAGGAGUACAUCAGAAAGAUACAUCAGGGUGCCGAAUAGAUCAAGAAGAACCCGCCAGGUGCCAGUGAGACGAACUUAGGAUUUCCCUCAAGUGUGAGCUGAUAUUCGUCUUUCUCGAUCGCGAUUUAUUAUCCGAUCCAUUAGCCAAUCGUCGCGGAAAUUUGUUUGUCGAUCGCAACCAAGACUACCACUAUUACUUCAAGCUGUUCGAAAUGCGGACAUGGAUGAUGAGCCUUGCUCAUUUCCCCUGUUGCUUACUGUUGGCCACCGUUGUUAUUGGAACAUCAAUUAUCCACGCCGAACCGGAACCCAUGGCUAGACUAACCAGACCGAAAGUGUUUGGCAGUCCCGAGGAGUUUAAAAAAUAUGCCAAUCUUGUUAAAGAUUAUUUUUUCGCGUUAGGAAAAGCGAGAUUUGGCAAACGAGAUGAUAUCGCCAUACCAAUGUCGACGGAGUUGAGCAAUUGGGAAAUUCUGAGGAUGAUCCAAAACGCGCAGCGGCAGAAGAAAAUUAGGCAGAAUAAAGAGGUUCUGUUCCAUGACUUUCAGAGCUCGGACAUCGACAAGCAUACAUCGAGCGUCCCUGCAAGACCUGGCUCUCUUUCGGACAUGAUCAACAAUUACGACGAUGUACAAUAAAUAAUCUCGUGUAGCAUCCUCUAUUCUCUCUCCUAAUCUCCCUUCUUAAUUUCUCCACUCAAUACUGAAAUAAAUCAAAGUUCUUCACCGUCCCGAGUUUACGAAUGAUUGUAACAUCUAUCGAUGUUAAAUUCACUUCUCACUUUUCUCUCUUCACCACAAUUUAGUUUUGUGUUAUGAAUAUCUUGUCAAAGAUAUCAAAGAUAAUAAUCGCGAUGUGGUGCCUGAAGAUGAUAGAGAGCAUGUGAGGAUGCUGAAUGAGUAAUCUCUUGUCAAGGAAACGUGAAAACGUUCAAAUCGGAAUCCAAUUAAUGACGCUUGAGAUAAAUCGAAUUCUACGAAUUAUGUGAUACGAAUCUAGAUAGCAAGAUUGUAAUCCCAUUUAAUCUUAUAUGUAUAAAUUUCUUUGUUAAUAAUAUUUAACAAGCAUAAUAAAGCUGAACUGACGAAUAAAUUAGGAAUAACUGCCAUCCAUUUAUUAGAACUUUAUUUCGAUAAACCGUAUGGAAAAUCGAUUGGUACAUAUUGAUUUUGUUAAAUUCAUUUGUAAUUAAUUUUAAAUUAAAUAAAAUUACCGUUAAUAUA
Messenger RNA from Cataglyphis hispanica, 2158 nucleotides. RefSeq lists its product as uncharacterized. Gene Ontology annotation, cellular component: extracellular region. The record is from RefSeq and is a predicted model, not a curated record. The coding region runs from base 1148 to 1573 and encodes 141 amino acids. Lineage: Eukaryota; Metazoa; Arthropoda; Insecta; Hymenoptera; Formicidae. The transcript has 4 exons. Gene Ontology annotation, molecular function: hormone activity.